Ahaetulla prasina is the source of this 4829-nucleotide messenger RNA. RefSeq names its product ankyrin repeat, SAM and basic leucine zipper domain containing 1 (gene ASZ1). Gene Ontology annotation, molecular function: protein binding. Bases 26 to 1447 code for a protein of 473 amino acids. The record is from RefSeq and is a predicted model, not a curated record. Gene Ontology annotation, cellular component: pi-body. Lineage: Eukaryota; Metazoa; Chordata; Lepidosauria; Squamata; Colubridae. The transcript is spliced from 13 exons. Gene Ontology annotation, biological process: piRNA processing.
CUUGGAAAAUUUGAGGUGAGGGUGGAUGGCCAACGGCACGAAUUUCCGCGUUGUGCCCGGGGGAGACGAGAGCAGUGAGAGCGACGACGAUGGCUGGGGUAUCGGGUUCAUGUCCCAGGCCCAGUGUUCAGAUGAAAUCUUGCACACUCAGGAUAAAAAUGAAGUUUUCAAAAAAGCAUUAACUGCUGGAAACUUGCCUGUCAUUGAGGAACUCUUAAAUACAGGCAUAAAUGUAGAAUCUAGCCUUAAGUUUGGAUGGACUCCCCUCAUGUAUGCAGCUAGUGUUGCAAAUGUGGAACUUAUGUAUCUCCUUCUAAGCAGAGGUGCAAAUGCAAGCUUUGAGAAGGAUGAUUAUUCAGUAUUGAUGGCUGCAUGUACUGCAUCUGGUUCAGAAGAACAGAUUUUAAAGAGUGUAGAAUUACUGCUUUCAAGAAAUGCAGAUCCUAAAGCUGCAUGCAAGAAGAAAAUGACUCCAUUAAUGUAUGCAGCCCGAGAAGGCCAUUCUCAAGUUGUUGCUCUCCUUGUUGUUCAUGGAUCACAAGUAAAUGCCCAAGAUAAAGGCGGUUACACUGCAUUAACAUGGGCAGCAUGCCACGGUCAUAAGAAAGUAGUAUUCAAGCUGCUUGAACUUGGAGCUGAUAAGUCAAUACAGACAAAAGAUGGGCAGACCCCAGGAGAGAUUGCAAAGAAGAACAGGCAUUUAGAGCUUUUCAGUUUACUUUCUUUGACGGCAAAUCCUUUCCAAAGAAAAUUCCAGAACCUGAGUAAAGAAGAGCCUAUUCAUAGAUUUAUGACUGGAGUUCCAGAUGCCCUUAAAAGCCAUAAAAGCAGUUCCUAUGCAGCUUUUAGUGACAUGGAAGUCUUUCUACAUGGUCUUGAACUUGAACACAUAACAGAAUUACUGAAGGAGAAAGAAAUACCUUUAAGACAGCUUUUGACAAUGGGAAAAGAAGACUUAAUACAGAUUGGCAUCAACGAUACUAGAGAUCAACAAAAAAUUUUAGAUGCUGUUAAAGAACUACAUAUAGAAGAAGUAAAGUUGGAAGAGCUGUCUGCAGUGACAAACUUGGAAUUCAGUGGUGAUGAAUUUCUUUCCUUUCUUAUGAAACUAAAAAGACAAUGCAUUCAACUUAAAACUUCUGUGCAGAAUGUUAUUAGUCAGUUUCCUACAGAUGCUCAUAAGUUGGUUCUUGAAUGGAGUCCACCCCAUAGUCUUGCUACAAUGUGUGAAGACCUAAUUUUGAGUGCUGAAGAUCUGACCGCAGAGGCUGUAAAACUAAAAAUGCUCAUGAAUAAGCUCCAAGAUGGGCAGAAUGAUGAUCCUUGCCGAAUGCAACCUUUGGAAUAUGGCAGAUGGAAGACAACUUUUUUUAAAAUAGCAGUACUAACUGUGGUUGGGUCUGGAUGUGUUUUCUUUAUUUUUAAGUUAUCUCUAAAGAAAAAUUGAAUUAAAAUUAGAUUUUAUGUAUAGCUGAUAAAGCUAGAUAAUGCUCAGGUUUUAAUUUUAAAAGGUAUAUUGAUUUUCACCAUUUCUAAAUUAAGGGUACAACUCACCAACAGAUUAUGCUAUUGAAGUUGAUCUAUUUUUGCUACCAGUAGUGUGAUGUUUCAAGUUUUUUUGCAAAAUAUAAGGGUGGGGAUAGGUAUUGGCAGCAAAAUGCUUCCACUUCCAUUUGUAUAACCUUUGUCAUGCACAAAUAGACUCCAGAUACAAAGUCACUUAGCUGACUUUUGCUGUGUUUGCUAUCAUAUUCUGACAACUUGAUUUGGGGUUAUAGUAGAAAGAGGAGCAAUUUGCCUUUCACUGUUAAAAUUUGAAAAAGGGUGUGUUUGUGAGGGCUCUGCUGUAAAUUGGCAGUGUCCCUCAGAAUAGUCAUGAAGUUGUUAUAACCUCUACCUUCAUAUAGUAUUCACCACUAGAAUAAAUCUCAACUUUUAGAUUUUCAAAUUUUAAAUCCAUAUGAAUAUAUGUAUUUGUUUCAAAUACAUAUUGAUUUGCAUAUAACAUAACUGAGUAAGCACUAUUUUUAUUCAUUAGUUUAUGCCUCCAAGUAAUUCCUAUAUUGCCAAUAGAAUGUUUUAUUAACUGUAUCUUUUAUUUCUCUAUAUAUGUCAUCAUUAGAUGUAUUUUUUUGCAUAUUUCAAACAGACAGGAAGCUUAUUCUCUCAUACAAACAUAUUUGACUGUUAUUAAUGAUUUCUUCAUGGAUUCUGCCUGUGGAAGUUGUCUUAUUUUAAGAAAACUGGGUAGAAGAAAGAUGUGACUCAAAACCAACAAAUAAAGUAAACCUUGAUCUUGUUUGUGUUUUUUUGCAAUGGCCACAAGUUUGCUUAGUUUGUCUUCCGAUAUUGCUACAAGAAGUUAAUAUUCUAAAAUGUUACUUUUAUCUAGAUUUGCUUACUUCCUGAUCUGAGUUUUAUUUUUAAAAGCAAGAUCAAAAUAACUCAACAAAAUUACGUUAUGAUUAUAGCAAUAUAAUUGCUUAAUAUGUAAAACGACCCCAAAUUAUUAACUCAUGAAAAACAGCUUUGGUUCAUGUACUUUACGAAGCUGUCAUUGUUUAAUUUUAUGCCAUGCCAUAAACAAACCACAAUGGUAAGGUGGUAUAGUUUGAAUUAACAUUGAACACUGAUUCCAAUCUGUGUAGAUUUCCCAAAUGCUCGGUUUAUUUUUCACAUUCGCUAUAUAUUUUAUGCAGUGCAAGUAACUGAGAUCAAUAACCAAAUAAGUUAUGAUGGAAAGGACUUUGUUAGUCCUUUCCAUGUUAGUCCAUGGCCUACAUAUGAGAGAAUCUCUGUGAGGGGUUGUCACAUGUAUAUUUCUGGUUCUGUUAAAACAUUACUAUUGGGGUCUACAUUAUUAUGUAUCACAAAUUGUUACUGAAAUUCUCAAGAAUUAAAAACUGAAAAAAGAUUAGACAUUCCAUGAACUCCCUUAAGUUUUAUGACUUAUAAUGAUACUAAGUGCAUUUUAAAAUCAGGUAUGACUUAACAAAUGGGCAACAUGGUACCAUUAAGAAAUUAAGUACCUUCAGCAUGGUUAAGUCAUACCAGUCAAAAGCCUGUUUGCUUAGACAAGAAAUGGCUAACCUUUUUGCCAUCACGUGCCAGGAGGGGGGGGUUGUGCACAUGAGUGCCCAUCCCCGUGCAUGCGUGUGCGACACCCCCCCCUGCUCCUGGCACACAAUGGCCCAGUAGGCCCACUUUUCUCUCUCACCUGGCUCCAGAACCUUUCUAGGAGUCUGGGUGUGUGUGAAAAUGGCCUUCCCCACCCGCUGGUGGUCCUCCGGAGGCCAUUUUCCAACUUCCAGUGGGACCACAAGGGCUGUUUUUUGCUGUCCCCAGACUCCAGGGCCCCUCUAGGAAUCUGGGGAGGGCAAAAACGGCCUUCUCCACCCCUUCAGAUGUUCUCCGGAUGCCAGAAAGAGCCUGUUUGCCAACUUCCGGUGGGAUUGGAAGUUGGCAGACAGGCUGUUUUCAACCUCAGCGAGCUGAACUUGCGUGCCCACUGAUACGGCUACACGUGCCACAGGUUUGCCAUCACAGCCUUAGACUAUAUUAAUGAAUUAGAAUGGCCAAGUUGAAGUCAAUAUCCAUAAAAUGCCAUUUAAGCAACAUUAUUUCAUUUUAAAACAGAUAAAUAUUGGUGUUGUGAAAGCUGAGCCGCUCCGGCCAUUGCCUGCAAUAAGUGUGGCUGCUUUUGCAACCAAUUGCAGCCACAAAAGGAACCUGAAGCCAAGCGAUGCACCUCACAUGCCUCAUGCCCUCCUUAUCUAACAGUGAGUCACAGCAGGCAAUUCCGUCCAUGAAAUAGCUGUGUCCAUGGCAGCCUGAGUGGGUGCAGGAACCUAAGUGUGGGUGUCACUCAGGCUGCUGCCUCCAGUAAUCAAUCCUUGCAAUUUUCCUGAUCAGAUUCUUUUGGAGAAUUUUGAAGACAAUUGUUUUGGAAAGCUUUCUCUUAAUGUUUCUGUGUUUGUUUAUUUGUACUUUAUGUUGUAUUUUUAAAUUAUUUUUGUAGUUGUUUAUUUAUGCUUAGAUGUUUUAUGUAAACUACUGAACAUUUCAUGUGUAGAAAUAUUAAUAUUUCUAUAAUUAAUAAAACAAGCAUAAGAAAUGGUGCUCAUUAUGGUAUAUAAAAAGGUAUGUGAAUUCAGCUGACUCUAUUUAAUGCAUGGCAUAUUCAAGCAAUACAUAUGCAGGUUCUAAGGCUAUCCAUUGUUCCCAAAUAAGUUCUGGAUGGGUAAUGUGUUUUAUAGCAAAACCAAUUUUCAUGUGCCUGAGAUUGGGAAUUGCGUAAAUUGCAAAACCAAUUGAGCAUCUAAGUUACGAAAAAAAAUUACACGGUGUAAAAGAAUGCCACUCUACCCAAUAAUAAUCUCGCCUCUUUUUGCUCAGAGGGAAGGUUCUUUAUUUGAACAUUGAUUGGACAUAGAACUUAUGUACUUCAUGUCGAUCUUUUUGUGUAGUAUAGUAAUGUUUUUUUUCUCCUAGAAUUUGAUACACUGGCCAAAUUGGCAAACCUAAUUUUCAUAGCAUGUGAUGUUCUUAGCUGUUGUAGAUGUUUGACACCAUUAUGAUUAUAAAUGUUUCAGGCAUUAUUAUUCUGUGCCUUAAUAAAAUGGAUGUGCAAAAAACUGGAAAGGGGUAAAAUGUGAAAAAGGAACAAGAGUGACUGGAAUCAAAAAUCACAUAUUUGUUUUUCGAUCCAAGUAAUUCCUGGUUAUUGUGUUGAAGCCUUCUGUUACUCUUUUACUUGUACAUAAAAAACUGUUUUUUAUUUAUUUUGUCAAUAAAGUUGAACUUAAGCUUUGAGUAGAAAGCCAGUUGUG